GCAGUCAUUCAGUCAACAGCUGACUGUUGCUCUGUGUGGUUGGUAGUCAUGGCUACCAAAAGAAAGUUGUUUAUUUUUAUCUACUCCUCAAUCAUAGUGCUAAUAGUUUUCUUUAGUGCUUAUCCGUUAUUUGACAAAUUUUUAUAUUAUAACAGUGAAAUGACACGAUUAAAAGCGGUUGACUUUGAAGUUUUUGGCAAAGUGCAAGGUGUCUUCUUCAGGAAGUACACUGAAGAAAAAGCUAAAAGUUUAAAUUUAGUUGGUUGGUGUGAAAACACAAGUCAUCAAACUGUGAAAGGACAAGUGCAGGGCCCUAAUGAUGGCAUUGAAGAAAUGAAAGUCUGGCUUAGUAAGAAAGGAAGUCCGAAAAGUCAUAUUGAUAAGGCAGAGUUCAACAAUGAAAGUGAAAUAAGUGCUCUCACAUUCACAGACUUUAAAAUUCGAAGAUAAGAUAUGAAGUACCUUGAACAUUGUUGUAAAACAACAAAUAUCUCAGUUUACUGAUAUUAAAGAAACAUUGGUAAGCUGGUAUAUGUCAUGAUCUCUAGUCUUUAAUUUAUUGUAAAUAAAUUAUACAAGAUCAUGUA
Molecule: messenger RNA, 587 nt
Organism: Nilaparvata lugens (brown planthopper)
Lineage: Eukaryota; Metazoa; Arthropoda; Insecta; Hemiptera; Delphacidae
Product: acylphosphatase-1
Exons: 4
Coding region: 49-450 (133 amino acids)
Molecular function (GO): acylphosphatase activity
Source: RefSeq, a predicted model, not a curated record